GUAAGGCAAAGGCGCGGGAUUGGGGCGCAGAGUGCAGUAGCAGCAACAGGGGCGUAGGCGGCAAGGGCAGGGGCACGGUGUAGAAGAGAGGGGGGUGUAGGAGGCAUGCAAGGGCAUGAUUGCCGGUGUCCAGGGGGUAUGAUUGCAGGUGAUCUGGGCGCAAAAGGCAUGGGAUCUGGGCGCAGAGAGCAGGGUUGGUGUAGAGCAAGGCUGGUUCGUGGGAGUGCAAGGCUGACCCAUUUCGCGUUCUGCUCUUCUUUCUUCCCGCUGCAGCCACCCGAAAGAAAAAAAAAAGGAACCCAGCCAUGCCUUGGAAAACCGGUGAGAAAGCUUGGUUUUUGGCCUUCUUUUCUUGCUCUAGAACACAAAUUGAAUCCAGAAAUUCUCCCCCCUGCUGGAAAAUCCGGAUCUGCUUUGCUCUGUCCGCUGGCUACUCUUGUUGUGGGGGCGAAUUGCUUUGAUUUUCUGAUUUCCCUUGAAUUUCCCCCAAAUUCCCGCCGGCUUCUUCUCCCCCGCCAGGCCCAGUGCUGCAGCUGGAAGUUCUGGUUGCUGAUCGUUCUGUCAGUUUAGCACUGAGAUCGAAUCUUCAGUUUUAUGCGAGUGAGGUAAGUAAAUUUAUGGUAAUGCCCGUAUAGUUUUUAAAAGCAUGUUUUGACUUGUUUUUGAAGUGGUGGCGGGAUUAAACUCGUUUAACACAAGUAUGAUCGAUUGAAAUGAAAUUUUUAUGCUUUUCAUUAAAUUGAGCAUGCCUACUUGAAAUUUAAUUGAUUGUCUUGAUGAUUUGAAAGUGAUUGGUGAAUUAUGAUUUUUUUGUUAACUUCUGCUUGUUUUGUCUCCGAUAUGGUUAUGUUAUUAAUGAUCCUGCUAGUGGGGGUUAAACGCUAGCACAUGUCGACAUGUUACUAAUAGAACUGGUUCGUUUCUGUUAUCCUGCUAGUGGGAUUAUACACUAGUAAAUCGUGUGCCUGCCAGUGGGAGGUUUAUAACACUGGCCGUGACCUAUAGAGGAGACGUCUAUUUCAUCUCCGUACUCAUAUCCGUUUUUCGUGAUUACACUUGUUGGCAUGCUAUAAGUUUAAUUAAGGGCACUCCAUAUUUACUUACUGAGUUUAUCUCAUAGUUUUUCCUUGUCCACCAUUUCAGGAAACGAAACCGAGGACGGGGAAACCAUGGGAAGUGACGAGUUAGAAGGCUAGCCAUUUCGAGAUUGAUAUAGAUUCUAGAAAUAAAUCAUGAUCUUGUAAACUAUAGUGUAUUUGGAGAUUUUAUGAUAUCAAAGCAGAUUUUAAGAUUUU
This is a messenger RNA of Rubroshorea leprosula, 1295 nucleotides long. The record is from the annotation of a GenBank genome assembly. Lineage: Eukaryota; Viridiplantae; Streptophyta; Magnoliopsida; Malvales; Dipterocarpaceae.